AUUACAAAUAUGGAUAUAUUGAAACUAAAGUUCGUUUUAAGAUGUAUUAACGUCCGUAUAUUCGAUUCCAUAAAUCGAAUUUCUGCAAAAUCAUAUAAUGAAUAUAAAUCUAAAGAAUUUUCAACAGGUAAUUUAUUGCGAAUUAAAGAGACAAAAACUGAAAAAAAAGAAUCAUUAAGAAUGAAACAAUUUCAUAGAAAAUUAAAAUUGCAACCCAUACCUAGAAUACCACCAAAAGAACGUUUCGUGGACUUAGUACUAGUGGAAACUGAUCCAACUAAUGGAGAACUAAUAACAAAUAGUGAAAAAGAUCCAACAAAGUGGGGGGAUUGGCAAACUGGUGGGCGAGUGAGCGACUUUUAAUUCAAAUUUUUGUGUAACUAUUCAUUUCAAUAUAUAAGUAAAAUAUAAAGAAGUAACAAUUUCAAUUAAUUUAAAUCUAUGAAAUUUAUAUAAUUAACUAGUAAACGUUAUUUGUUAAUUAAUAAUAUUGGAAAUUUCGUCUAAUGUUUUACAUACUAAGAGUAGUUAGUACUAUGCAAAAUUAAAUAUUUUAUUCUACAAUA
Frieseomelitta varia is the source of this 566-nucleotide messenger RNA. RefSeq lists its product as uncharacterized. The transcript has 3 exons. Bases 10 to 363 code for a protein of 117 amino acids. NCBI's taxonomy places the organism in Eukaryota, Metazoa, Arthropoda, Insecta, Hymenoptera, Apidae. The record is from RefSeq and is a predicted model, not a curated record.